Bufo gargarizans (Asiatic toad) is the source of this 2027-nucleotide messenger RNA. RefSeq names its product GDNF family receptor alpha-4-like. Bases 1 to 1248 code for a protein of 415 amino acids. The transcript has 7 exons. Gene Ontology annotation, molecular function: glial cell-derived neurotrophic factor receptor activity. The record is from RefSeq and is a predicted model, not a curated record. Gene Ontology annotation, biological process: nervous system development. Gene Ontology annotation, cellular component: signaling receptor complex; external side of plasma membrane. Lineage: Eukaryota; Metazoa; Chordata; Amphibia; Anura; Bufonidae.
AUGUCCGGUGCCACAUCAUCCAGCAGAGACUGCCUACAAGCCGGAGAAUCGUGCAAAAAUAACCCCAGCUGCAGCUUCAAUUUACGAACAUUGCGCCAGUGCAUAGCUGGCAAUGGUGCCAACAAGCUAGCGCCCAAUGCCAAGAGCCAGUGCAAGCGUACCGUGGACGCCCUUCACUCCAGCCAACUGCACGGCUGCAAAUGCAAGCGAGGGAUGAAGAAGGAGAAGAACUGUCUAAAUAUAUAUUGGAGCAUUCACCACACUUUGAUGGAAGGUGUAAGUGUCUUAGAGAGUUCACCCUAUGAAUCAUUUGUGAGAGGGUUUGACUACGUGAGGCUGGCGUCCAUCACAGCAGGCUCUGAGAAUGAAGUCACCCAAGUCAAUCGUUGCCUUGAUGCGGCAAAAGCUUGCAACGUGGACCCCACCUGCCAGAAGUUACGAACAGAGUACGUUGGCUUGUGCAUACGCCCCAUGCCACGGACUGACUCUUGCAACCGUUCCAAGUGUCACAAGGCCUUGAGGAAGUUUUUUGACAGAGUUCCAGCCGAGUAUACCAGUGAACUGCUCUUCUGUCCAUGUGAGGACACAGCUUGUGCAGAGCGGAGGCGGCAAACAAUCGUUCCAACAUGUUCUUAUGAGUCAAAAGAGAAACCCAACUGUCUCAACCCACUAGAUGCUUGUAAGGGUGACUACAUUUGCAGGUCGCGGUUAGCUGCCUUCCAGAUGGAUUGUCAGCCUUCAGUGCACUCCAUGACCGGGUGUGCACGAGAGAACCAUGCGGCUUGUCUGAUGGCGUACACAGGGAUUAUAGGUAGUCCUAUCACCCCCAACUAUGUGGACAACUCAUCCUCAAGUGUCGCCCCCUGGUGCACCUGUAACACGAGUGGAAAUCGGCAGGAGGAGUGCGAGAACUUCCUACACUUCUUCACAAACAACAUCUGUCUACAAAACUCUAUCCAUGCUUUUGGCAAUGGGACCAAUCUAAACCUGGCUCUGAAUCCAUCCGUGGCCUCCACAACUCCCGGGCAGAAGGAAGAGAAGUAUGCCAACGUCUCUGUCCCUACAGUAAAGGAAAGUGUCCAUGUCUAUGUCCAGCCCACCAAGGUCUCAAAGGAGGAGCCCUUUCUUGUAGGAUCUAAUGAAAUCAAAUCUGAAGUUUUCAACUCUCUUGGCCCAUCUUCUAGUUCCCAGUGGAUCAGCGGUGGAUGUUCCUUGAUCGUCACUCUAUUUUUUCAAAUCUUGAUCUAAAGACGGCUGAGAGUUCCCAGUUUUACACAAAAAAAAACACAAAAAUUUCUGGGAGGGAAACAGAACUGUGUCUUCUCUAUUUUUUUAUGUUAAUUCAUGGUAAUCUUCAAAGUCCUUCCUUUCAUUUGUCGUCUUUUGAAAUAAUGCGGAACAUCUCUUUGAGUCUCGGACUGGACUUUCAGACACAUUUUGGAAGGCCAGGUGGAAGUCACCUGGAGUCGUCUGGAACAUUGGCUCGGAAUUGGUGCCAGCCGUCCUAUGGAGUCCUGUGGAGCAUCUAAGACAGUACUCAGAUGUCUACUGCAGAGUGCAAGAAUUACAGAUAAGCAUAACUUGUGGUGAAAUCAAAAACAUUCUUUGAAUAAAUUGUUGAUGUUCCUAAAUCCUAUAGUGUGUAGGAGAAAAUACAUAAAAGAUCGAAAAAAUCCUACAGACUCUUCUUUUCUACAUUCUGGAGAGGGAUUGGGUUGAGAUGUGUAAAUUUCAUGUAUGGAUUCAUCUUUUAAAGGGCAAUGGAAGAGAAAGUUAUACCAUGAAAGACAUGGAUCCUCUAAGAUGGUAUCAUCUCCUGAGCAUCUCAACUGCUUGUGUUCCUUAAACCCUCUCACCGAACCUUUUCUUGUCGGUCAUCUGAGACAAUUUCUACAAGAGGAGAUAAAACAGCGCUUUCACAAUAUAAUGCAAAUUUGUUUCAUCUUAUGUCUACAGAUUUUUUUUUAUUUUGAUCAUAACUUGGUUAUUCUCCACCCCUUGGACUUUAUUUUCCUUUAUGAAUUAAA